AUGUGGAGUUUUAUUCACAAGAGCUUUCAGCUGUUCUUGAUAUUUCUUUGCAGCACUGCCGUCCUUGGUAUUCCACAUGAAAAGUUUCUGAGUUUGUCCAAGCUCGUUUUUGUACAAGGCACAGUAGUUACCCAUGGCUGUCCACUGGCACAAAUAGUGAUACUCAUGAUUUGCAUAAAUGUGUUUAGCAAAACAUCUAUCGCCAUCUUUAUCCUUUUUUGUAGUGUCAUGUGUAACAGCAUGUGCAUCCAAAACAAUUCUGAAGUUGCUGAAUCCAAGGUAGUCAAUGUUGCCACAACGGCUCAUGCAGUUCCACUGGGUCUUUGUCCAAAAGUCUACCAUUGUAUUGCCAUCUUCAGACGCCCACUUGCAAAUUAA
Molecule: messenger RNA, 378 nt
Organism: Cylindrotheca closterium
Lineage: Eukaryota; Bacillariophyta; Bacillariophyceae; Bacillariales; Bacillariaceae
Source: the annotation of a GenBank genome assembly